This is a messenger RNA of Adineta steineri, 417 nucleotides long. Lineage: Eukaryota; Metazoa; Rotifera; Eurotatoria; Adinetida; Adinetidae. The record is from the annotation of a GenBank genome assembly.
AUGGCAAGCGUAAAGGGAGCAGGAGGACAAUCCAAAACUAAAUCAGUUGAACAACGGACAAGGUUACCAUUGGCUUUGAAACCAUCAAGUACCACCAAAUCAUCAACAACAACUUCGAACAAAACAACAUCAUCAUUACCACCAACCACCAUGACUUCUAAUGAAACAUCAUCAUUACCAUCAACCGUCACAACUUUUAAUGAAGCAUCCUCAUCAUUAACAAAGACUGGAAAUCAAACAUCAGCAUCAAAAACAAAUGUUAACCAAGUAGGAUUAUCAACGACAGUUAAAAUGAAAAAAUCAAAAUCAAUUUCAAAAUCUCAAAUAAUUAUUGAUAAUGGUGGUGAUAGUGAUCAAGAACAAGAAUUUGAUCUAAAUAUAUCUAUUGAGGAAUCAGGUGGUCUCGAGAAGUUUUAG